Messenger RNA from Aspergillus pseudotamarii, 1493 nucleotides. RefSeq names its product pectate lyase family protein. The transcript has 3 exons. Gene Ontology annotation, molecular function: pectate lyase activity. The coding region runs from base 419 to 1399 and encodes 326 amino acids. Lineage: Eukaryota; Fungi; Ascomycota; Eurotiomycetes; Eurotiales; Aspergillaceae. The record is from RefSeq and is a predicted model, not a curated record.
UCAUCUGCUCUCGCUCAAUGUUUUAAUAUAUAGCUCUCAAUUUGAAUUGCUUUUCAAAGUUCUCAGGCUGCGCUCCGUGGUCAAUUCGGAAAUUGAAAUUGAAAUGCCGUGAUCGUCAUUGCUAGCUUCCUGCCAUUGGAGGGGAAAUAGGGUAUGGAUUGCUUGGCUUAAGGGAGCAUUCGCACGGUUUGUGUAUGGAGGCAGGCUCAUGAAGGGAAUUGGGUCUUUACGAAAUAUGAAGAAAAACGUCAAAAUAUUGUCCAAGUUUGGAUAUAAAAGGUAUGUGGUGUUGCAGCCGAUGAGAGCAUUUUCUUCUAACAAUUCACUGUUCCCAAGAGCUGGAGAUAGCUUCAUUUGACUUUGGUUCCUUGCUUAACUCUCGCCACUAGUGAGCUUUUAUUAUUUUCUAUCGGCCAAGAUGCGGUUUACUGCCCUCUUGACGCUGGCAACCAUUGCCAUUGCCUCUCCUACACACAACCUGAACAGCCGCAACGAGCUGUCACGUCGCCAGGCUACAGAGGGCUGCUCCAUCGGGUACUGCACACAGAACGGCGGCACCACCGGUGGUGCUGCUGGUGAGACCGUCACCGUCACCGACCUCGCUAGCUUGACCGAGGCCGCCGAAAGCGAGACUCCAUUGACGAUUAUCGUCUCUGGUGCCAUCGAAGGCAGUGCCAAGAUCCGUGUUGCUUCGGACAAAACCAUCUACGGUGAAUCUGGCAGUUCCAUAACCGGCGUCGGAUUCUACAUCCGUCGGGUCAGCAAUGUCAUCAUGCGUAACCUCAAGAUCGGCCAGGUUCUUGCCGACAAUGGCGACGCUAUUGGCAUUGACGGGUCUACCAACGUGUGGGUUGACCACUGCGAUCUCUCGGGAGAUCUGAGCGCUGGAAAGGACGACUUGGAUGGUCUUCUGGACAUCACUCACGCUUCUGAAUGGGUUACUGUUUCCAACACCUACCUUCACGACCACUGGAAAGCCUCCCUGGUUGGACACUCCGACAGCAACGAGGAUGAGGACUCGGGUCAUCUCCAUAUCACCUAUGCCAACAAUCACUGGUAUAACCUCAACAGUCGUGCCCCGUCGGUCCGCUUUGGCACCGUCCACCUUAUCAACAACUACUGGGACAGCCUUCUCGGCACGGGCGUCAACUGCCGCAUGGAUGCUCAGGUCCUGAUUCAGAGCUCCGCAUUCUCGAACUGCCCGGAUGAAGCGAUCUUCUUCGCUGACUCCGACUACACUGGCUACGCGGUCGUCGAUGAUGUCGACUUGGGUGGAUCUACCAACUCCGUUCCCGAGGGCACACUGACUGCUUCGUCUCUGCCAUACGACGCCAUUGAAGCGCUUGGCUCCGCCCAGAUCGCCGCCACCAUCCCUGGAACCGCAGGCCAGAAGUUGUAACUUCGCACCCUGUCUGCCGCACUAUGGGAAACCCUCACAGCCUGAGUAACCUGAUCUUUUGUUUUCUCUUCGCGAAACGCUUAGCAGUGCUUCA